AUGGCAUUGCCAACAAACUCUAGCAUCUUCGACCUGAGUCCCAGCUCCCAAUGCAGCAGAUCCCCAGAGGAAAGCCAUGAGGCUUGGGCACAAUGCAAAGAUGCUGGCAGGCAGCUACCUGAGUACAAGGUGGUGGUGGUGGGUGCAAGUGGUGUUGGUAAAAGUGCUCUCGUUAUCCAGAUGGCCCACAGCACCUUCGUGAAAGACCAUGAUCCCACUAUCCAGGAUUCCUACUGGAAGGAAGUGGCCCUGGACAAUGGGGGCUACAUUCUGAAUAUGCUGGAUACAGCUGGGCAGGAUAUCCACCGGGCCCUGCGAGACCAGUGCUUGGCAGCUGGUGAUGGCGUGCUGGGUGUCUUUGCUCUUGAUGACCCCUCGUCUCUGGAUAAGCUGCAGCAAAUAUGGUCCUCUUGUAGCUCUCACCACAAGCAGCCUCUGGUACUGGUGGGCAACAAGUGUGACCUGGCGACUUAUGCUGAACAUGUGUAUGCUGCUGCUCACAAGUGGGGAGUCCCCUUAGUGAAGACCUCAGCCAAGACAGGGCAAGGUGUAGAGGAAGCCUUUACUCUGCUUGUCCAUGAGAUUAAGAGGACCCAGGAGGCUACAGCUGAGGCUAGCAGGGAGAAGACCCGACACCACAAAGCCAAGUGUAGCUGUGGCUGCUCUGUGGCCUGA
Molecule: messenger RNA, 675 nt
Organism: Psammomys obesus (fat sand rat)
Lineage: Eukaryota; Metazoa; Chordata; Mammalia; Rodentia; Muridae
Gene: Eras
Product: ES cell expressed Ras
Exons: 1
Coding region: 1-675 (224 amino acids)
Biological process (GO): Ras protein signal transduction
Cellular component (GO): plasma membrane
Molecular function (GO): GDP binding; GTP binding; GTPase activity
Source: RefSeq, a predicted model, not a curated record